This is a messenger RNA of Prunus armeniaca (apricot), 819 nucleotides long. Lineage: Eukaryota; Viridiplantae; Streptophyta; Magnoliopsida; Rosales; Rosaceae. The record is from the annotation of a GenBank genome assembly.
AUGAACGGCACGUACCUGAACCCGUUCUUGGAGGAGACGGCGUUUUACAACCGCAUUGUGCUCGGCAGCCUCGUGCCCAAUGGACUGUGGGCCCCUCUCCCCCACUUCUUCCAGACAUGGCUGCGCAAUUACCUCGGCGGAACCUUGCUCUACCUCGUCUCCGGCGUCUUGUGGUGCUUCUACAUAUACUACGUGAAACGCAGCGUUUAUAUCCCAAAAGAUGCCAUUCCCUCUAAUAAAGCCAUGCUUUUGCAAAUAUAUGUUGCCAUGAAGGCCAUGCCUUGGUACAGUGCUCUUCCAACCAUUUCUGAGUACAUGGUUGAAAAUGGCUGGGCAAGGUGCUUCUCAAGAAUAAGUGAUGUCAGUUGGCAUGCAUACCUGAUGUAUUUAGCAAUUUAUCUUAUAUUCGUGGAGUUCGGAAUUUAUUGGAUGCAUAGAGAGUUACAUGACAUAAAACCUCUGUAUAAAUAUCUUCAUGCUACCCACCACAUCUACAACAAGCAGAAUACCCUCUCUCCAUUUGCUGGUUUGGCUUUUCACCCAAUUGAUGGGAUACUGCAGGCAGUUCCACAUGUUAUAGCUCUGUUUGUUGUGCCAAUGCAUUUCACAACCCACAUAGCGCUCCUAUUUAUCGAGGCCAUAUGGACAGCAAACAUUCACGAUUGCAUCCAUGCCAAAAUAUGGCCUGUCAUGGGUGCUGGCUACCACACCAUACAUCAUACAACUUACCGCCAUAAUUACGGCCAUUAUACAAUAUGGAUGGAUUGGAUGUUUGGAACGCUUCGUGAUCCUAUUGACGACGAAUUAAAGGUCUUAUGA